Messenger RNA from Odobenus rosmarus divergens (Pacific walrus), 2982 nucleotides. RefSeq names its product fms-related tyrosine kinase 3 (gene FLT3). Gene Ontology annotation, cellular component: signaling receptor complex. Gene Ontology annotation, biological process: multicellular organism development; positive regulation of kinase activity; cell surface receptor protein tyrosine kinase signaling pathway. The transcript is spliced from 24 exons. NCBI's taxonomy places the organism in Eukaryota, Metazoa, Chordata, Mammalia, Carnivora, Odobenidae. The record is from RefSeq and is a predicted model, not a curated record. The coding region runs from base 1 to 2982 and encodes 993 amino acids. Gene Ontology annotation, molecular function: ATP binding; transmembrane receptor protein tyrosine kinase activity.
AUGCCGGCGUGGGCGCGCCGUGGCGGCCGGCUGCCGCUGCUCGUUGUUUUUUCAGCAAUGAUAUUUGAGACUAUUACAAAUCAAGAUCUGCCUGUGAUCAAGUGUGUUUUAAUCAAUCAUAAGAACAAUGAUUCAUCACUGGGGAUAUCAUCAUCGUAUCCCAUGGCGUCAGAACCCCCAGAAGACCUCGGGUGCGCCUUGAAGCCUGAGAGCACAGAGGGGGUCUAUGGAGCAGCGGCUGUGGAAGUGGACAUGUUGGCAUCCAUCACACUGCAAGUACUGGUCAACACCCCAGGGAACAUUUCCUGUCUCUGGGUCUUUAAACACAGCUCCCUGAAUUGCCAGCCACACUUUGAUUUACAAAACAGAGGAGUUGUUUCCAUGGUCAUUUUGAAAAUGACAGAAACCCAAGCUGGAGAAUACCUACUUUUCAUUCAGAGUGAAGCUAUUAAUUACACAAUAUUGUUUACAGUGAGUAUAAGAAAUACACUGCUUUACACAUUAAGGAGACCUUACUUUAGAAAAAUGGAAAAUCAGGAUGCCCUGGUCUGCAUAUCUGAGAGCGUUCCAGAACCGACCGUGGAAUGGGUGUUCUGCGAUUCACAGAGUGAAAGCUGUAAAGGGGAGAGUCCAGUUGUUGUUACAAAGGAGGAAAGUGUACUUCAUGAACUGUUUGGAACAGAUAUAAGGUGCUGCGCAAGAAACGAGCUGGGCAGGGAGUGUACCAAGCUGUUCACAAUAGAUCUAAAUCAAACGCCUCAGACCACACCGCCACAGUUGUUUCUGAAAGUAGGCGAACCCUUAUGGAUAAGGUGCAAAGCUGUUCAUGUAAACCAUGGAUUCGGACUCAGCUGGGAGCUAGAAAAUAAAGCACUGGAGGAGGGCAGCUACUUUGAGAUGAGUACCUAUUCCACAAACAGAACUAUGAUACGGAUUCUGUUUGCUUUUGUAUCAUCAGUGGGAAGAAACGACACUGGCUAUUACACUUGCUCCUCUUCAGAACAUCCCAGUAAAUCAGCUUUGGUUACCAUCAUAGAAAAGGGAUUUAUUUUUUUUUUUUUUUUUAGUGAAGAUUAUGAGAUUGACCAGUAUGAAGAGUUUUGUUUUUCUGUCAGGUUUAAAGCAUACCCACAAAUCAGAUGUACAUGGACCUUCUCUCAAAAAUCGUUUCCUUGUGAGCAAAGUGGCCUUGAUGAUGGGUACAGCAUAUCUAAGUUUUGCAACCAUAAACACCAGCCAGGAGAAUAUAUAUUCCAUGCAGAAAAUGAUGAUGCCGAAUUCACAAAAAUGUUCACGUUGAACAUAAGAAGGAAACCUCAGGUGCUAGCCAAGACAUCAGCAAGUCAGGCUUCGUGUUCCUCUGAUGGCUACCCCUUACCAUCUUGGACCUGGAAGAAGUGUUCAGACAAGUCUUCCAACUGCACAGAGGAGAUCACAGAAGGAAUUUGGAAUAAAAAGGCUAACAGAAAAGUGUUCGGACAGUGGAUAUCAAGCAGCACCCUUAACAUGAGUGAAGCCAUGAAGGGAUUCCUGGUGAAGUGCUGUGCCUACAAUUCCCUUGGCACAUCUUGUGAAACAAUCCUUUUAAACUCAUCAGGGCCCUUCCCUUUCAUCCAAGACAACAUCUCCUUCUAUGCAACAGUCGGGCUUUGUCUUCCCUUCAUUGCCGUUCUAACCAUGCUCAUUUGUCACAAGUACAAAAAGCAAUUUAGGUAUGAAAGCCAGUUGCAAAUGGUACAGGUGACCGGCUCUUUGGAUAAUGAGUACUUCUACAUUGAUUUCAGAGAAUAUGAAUAUGAUCUCAAAUGGGAGUUUCCAAGAGAAAAUUUAGAAUUUGGGAAGGUGCUGGGAUCAGGUGCUUUCGGAAAAGUGAUGAAUGCAACAGCUUACGGAAUUAGUAAAACUGGAGUCUCAAUCCAGGUGGCAGUCAAAAUGCUGAAAGAAAAGGCUGACAGUUCUGAAAGAGAGGCUCUCAUGUCCGAACUCAAAAUGAUGACUCACCUGGGAAACCACGAGAAUAUCGUGAAUCUGCUGGGAGCAUGCACACUGUCAGGACCAAUUUACUUGAUUUUUGAAUAUUGCUGCUAUGGUGAUCUUCUCAACUAUCUAAGAAAUAAAAGAGAAAAAUUUCACAGGACAUGGACAGAGAUUUUCAAGGAACACAAUUUCAGUUUUUACCCCACUUUCCAAUCACACCCAAAUUCCAGUAUGCCUGGUUCAAGAGAAGUUCAGAUACACCAGGACUUGGAUCAUAUCUCAGGGUUCAAUGGGAAUUCAUUUCAAUCCGAAGAUGAAAUUGAAUAUGAAAACCAAAAAAGGCUGGAGGAAGAAGAGGACUUGAACGUGCUGACAUUUGAAGACCUUCUUUGCUUUGCAUAUCAAGUUGCUAAAGGAAUGGAAUUUCUGGAAUUUAAGUCGUGUGUUCACAGAGACCUGGCAGCCAGGAACGUGCUCGUGACCCAUGGGAAAGUGGUGAAGAUCUGUGAUUUUGGACUGGCCCGGGAUAUUAUGAGUGACACCAACUAUGUUAUCAGGGGCAAUGCUCGUCUGCCUGUAAAGUGGAUGGCUCCUGAAAGCUUAUUUGAAGGGAUCUACACCAUAAAGAGUGACGUCUGGUCAUAUGGAAUAUUACUCUGGGAGAUAUUCUCACUCGGUGUCAAUCCUUACCCUGGUAUUCCGGUUGACGCUAACUUCUAUAAACUCAUUCAAAGUGGAUUUAAGAUGGAUCAGCCAUUUUAUGCUACGGAAGAAAUAUACUUUAUAAUGCAAUCCUGCUGGGCUUUUGACUCAAGGAAAAGGCCAUCCUUCCCCAAUCUAACUUCAUUUUUGGGAUGUCAGUUGGCGGAUGCAGAAGAAGCGAUGUAUCAGAACACGGAUGGCCACAUCUCGGACCGUCCUUCUGUCUACCAAAACAGGCGACCUUACAGCAGAGAGGUGGAUUCAGGGCUCCUGGUUCCACAGGCUCACGUUGAAGAUUCCUAG